This is a messenger RNA of Patiria miniata (bat star), 981 nucleotides long. RefSeq lists its product as uncharacterized. The record is from RefSeq and is a predicted model, not a curated record. NCBI's taxonomy places the organism in Eukaryota, Metazoa, Echinodermata, Asteroidea, Valvatida, Asterinidae. The coding region runs from base 43 to 981 and encodes 312 amino acids. The transcript is spliced from 2 exons.
UCGGAUGAUUCGAACGUGUUUUGACGACAUUAAUUCCGCAAGAUGUCGGUGCAACACAAAUGUGUUAUUAUCCAAAGAGGUUCGGAGUUUGACACGGACAUCGACAAGACCGAUCCUCAGGUUACGAAUCCGUGGAAAUGGAUUUGGAUGGAACACGUGGUAAAUGGGCAGAAAUUAGGCGACUCGAUUAGAAAAAUCCAGAAGCCAGGACACGCGAUGUGUAUCAUCUGCAGUAAGGAGUUAAAAUAUGGAAAACGUGGUCGAUUUUCCCUCGUACAGCAUGUGCAAAACCCUUCCCAUCUAUCCAUCGUGAACAUGAGGAAGAGCAACACUGUACUUCCAGGUCAGAAACAGCCAGAAUCAAGCACAGACACUACUUAUGGCAUUCAUCCAAUGUUAAAAAAGGCAGCAGAAAAUCCCAAAAGUAGCAUACCUGAACCACGAGUGUCACUGAUAGACAGAGUAUCCACUGCAGAAGCAACUGUCCUAGCCUUUGCUGCUGAGAAAUCAUUGCCGUAUGCAGUUGUUCCUGAUCUCGUUUCCCUAAGUAAGUCUCUGGCCAAGGAUAAGCAGGCUUUAGAUGGAAUCUCAAUGGACCGUACGUCAGCCUCAUAUAAAAUGACUUACGGACUGGGCAAAACCUUCCAAGAAGAAUGUGUUGAAGAUCUACAGACUUCAUUCUUUUCCUUGAACAUCGAUGAAUGCACAAGUGAAACAAACCUUCGCGUUGUGUCGGUAUUAGUUUGUUACUAUUCCGAUAAAGAUCAGAAAGUUGUAAUCAAACACCUGUCGUCAUUUGCAGUAACAAAGGUUGACAGCAAGACUCUGUAUCAAGAACUUGUGAGAUUGUUUGAAGAACUAAGACUGCCUUGGAAGAACCUGGUUUCCAUACUGAUGGAUAGUUGUAAUGUGAUGCGUGGAUCCAAAGGGGGACUAGAAACAUUGAUCAGAAAGAAAAAACAUGCUCGAUGUGGAUGGUGA